This is a messenger RNA of Postia placenta MAD-698-R-SB12, 1706 nucleotides long. RefSeq lists its product as hypothetical. NCBI's taxonomy places the organism in Eukaryota, Fungi, Basidiomycota, Agaricomycetes, Polyporales, Adustoporiaceae. Gene Ontology annotation, molecular function: ATP hydrolysis activity; ATP-dependent protein folding chaperone; ATP binding. The record is from RefSeq and is a predicted model, not a curated record. Gene Ontology annotation, cellular component: chaperonin-containing T-complex. The coding region runs from base 1 to 1638 and encodes 545 amino acids. Gene Ontology annotation, biological process: protein folding. The transcript is spliced from 9 exons.
AUGCAGGCCGGCGGUCAGACACCCGUCUUUGUUAUGAACACGGCCCCGGAGAGGCAAUCCGGUCGAAAAGCUCAGAUCUCCAAUAUUACCGCUGCUAAGACCGUCGCGGAUGUUAUCAGAACAUGUCUGGGCCCGAAAGCCAUGCUGAAGAUGAUACUGGACCCAAUGGGUGGUAUUCUGCUGACAAACGACGGCAAUGCGAUCCUGCGAGAGAUUGAUGUUGCGCACCCUGCUGCGAAGAACAUGAUCGAGCUCAGCCGGACCCAGGACGAGGAGUGCGGUGACGGGACCACGAGUGUCAUCAUCCUCACGGGAGAGAUUCUUGCCCAGUCGCUCUCUCAGCUUGAGCGCGACAUUCAUCCCGUGGUCAUCAUCUCGGCGUACAACAAGGCUUUGAAAGAGGCCCUCGAGAUCGUCAAGCGCAUCUCCGUCCCGAUCGACACCAAUGAUGAUGCGCAGAUGCUGUCUCUCAUCAAGACCUCGAUAGGCACAAAGUUCGUCAUGCGCUGGUCCGACCUCAUGUGUAAGCUCGCGCUGCAAGCUGUGCGCACCGUCGCGAUGGAAGAGGGCCCGACGAAGACCGUCGACAUCAAGCGCUAUGCGCGCGUCGAGAAAAUCCCGGGUGGCGAGAUCGAGGACAGCAAGGUGCUCAAUGGUAUCAUGUUGAACAAGGAUAUCACGCACCCGAAGAUGCGCAGGAGAAUUGCGAAUCCCCGUAUUGUGCUCCUGGAUUGCCCCUUGGAGUACAAGAAGGGAGAGUCACAGACCAACAUCGAGAUCUCGAAGGAGUCGGAUUGGUCGAGAAUCCAGGAGAUUGAGGAGGAGCAGGUGAAGGCCAUGGUCGACAAGAUUCUGGAGUUCAAGCCGGAUCUCGUCAUUACGGAGAAGGGCAUUUCUGAUUACGCACAGCACUUUUUCUACAAGGCUAACGUUUCAGCGAUCCGCCGAGUACGCAAGUCGGACGACAACCGCAUUGCUCGGGCAGUGGGGGCGACUAUUGUUAACCGUGUCGAAGACCUUCGUGAGUCCGACGUCGGAACACAGUGCGGUCUUUUCCAUAUUGAGAAGAUCGGCGACGAAUACUUCACCUUCCUCACCGAGUGCACGACGCCAAAAGCAUGCACCAUCCUCCUCCGCGGGCCGUCAAAAGACAUCCUCAACGAGAUCGACCGCAACCUGGCCGAUGCGAUGUCGGUCGCGCGCAAUGUCGUAUUCAACCCCAUUCUAGCACCGGGCGGUGGUGCAACUGAGAUGGCCAUCAGCGUGGGUCUCCAUGCCAAGGCGCGCAGUAUCACGGGCGUCGAGGGCUGGCCAUACCGCGCAGUGGCGGACGCGAUGGAAGUCAUCCCGCGGACGCUCGUGCAAAACGCUGGAGGCAAUGCCAUUAGGGUUCUGACCGAGCUACGGGCCAAACACGCAAACGGCGAACACUCGUGGGGCAUUGACGGUGAGACGGGCAAGAUUGUCGACAUGAAGACUUACGGCCUGUACGAGUCUGCGAGCGUUAAGAUUCAAAUUCUUAAAACGGCUGUCGAAGCCGCACGCGUUCUUCUUCGUGUUGACGAUGUGGUGCAGGCGACACGGAAAGACAGGGAGAGCCAAGGCGGAGGGCCACCACCGGAAGAGAUGGAAGGUUAAUGCCUCGUUGAUAAUGACAAAAUGUGUAUUAGGUGCGCUCAGAGGUACAUUAGAUUACUUUGCUGCAU